UCUAUGGUUCGGGGAAUCUCCAGGUCGGGGCUUGACCGGUCCGACUUUUGCGCGUGCGCGAGUCCUGGCGCGUGCCCGCCCUCAAGCAACUGUUCGACCCCGCGGGUGGGAGGGGUGGGUCUGGGAACGUUGCGGCGGCUGUCGCUGCGGCCCCAGCACCCAGAGCUGUUCUCUGGCCAAGCCUGCGCCUGUAGUCCUUCUUUGCCUCCUGGGGCGGCCGCCACCCACCCCCAGAUGGUGGGUCCGGAGGAUGCCGGAGCCUGCUCGGGAAGAAACCCCAAGUUGCUCCCCGUGCCUGCGCCGGACCCCGUGGGCCAGGACAGGAAGGUAAUCCGGACCACGGGCGGCUUUGGCGGAGGCGUCGGCACUGUGGAGCCGCCGGAGGAGGCUGACGAGGAGGAGGAGACGCCGCCUCGGCAGCUCCUUCAGCGUUACCUCGCGGCGGCCGGGGAGCAGCUGGAGCCGGGGCUCUGCUACUGUCCGCUCCCCGCUGGCCAGGCCGGCGCCCCGCCGCCCUCGGCAGCCCCACGAUCGGACGCCUGCCUGCUGGGCUCGGGCUCCAAACACCGCGGCGUGGAGGUGGCUGAUGGCCGCGCGCCGCGGCACGGAGGCAUGACCAACGGCGACUCGGGUUUUCUGCCGGGCCGGGACUGUCGCGAUCUGGAAGAGGCUCGCGGGCUGGCGCGCGCCGGCGGCCGGGAGUCGCGCCGCCGCCGCCCCUACGGCCACCUUCGCCUGGAGGGGCCUGGCGACGAGGACGCGGACGGCGCGGGAAGCCGGUCCGAUUGGGCCUCUCCGCUUGAGGACCCGCUGCGGAGCUGCUGCCUGGUGGCCGCGGACGCCCAGGAGCCCGAGGGCGCGGGCAGCGACUCGGGGGACAGCCCGGCCAGCAGCUGCAGCAGUAGCGAGGACUCAGAGCAGCGGGGAGUCGGCGCCGGGGGUCCCGAGGAGGGCGCGCCCCCUGCCACCUCGGCCGAGAGGACUAGUCGGGGUGCGGAGCCGCGCCUGGGCUUUUCUGACAUUCACUUCAGCUCUCGGAACACGUUCCAGGUGAGCCGCGGUCACAGCGCCCGCGAUCACCUGUCCCCGGCGGGGCCGACGGUGCCCUUGCCCGCCGCGGAGCAGGGUCCUGCGGGGACUUCGGUCUGGGCUCGACGGAGUGGCGGCUUCGCGGACUUCUUCACCAGAAAUCUUUUUCCAAAAAGGACAAAGGAACUCAAAUCAGUUGUCCAUAGUGCUCCUGGUUGGAAAUUAUUUGGUAAAGUCCCUCCUAGAGAGAAUCUUCAGAAAACAUCCAAAAUCAUUCAGCAGGAAUAUGAAGCACGAACGGGGAGGACCUGUAAACCACCACCUCAGUCUUCAAGACGCAAGAAUUUUGAAUUUGAGCCGCUUUCUACCACUGCCUUGAUUCUUGAGGAUCGACCAUCAAAUCUUCCUGCCAAAUCUGUGGAAGAAGCUUUACGUCACCGACAAGAAUACGAUGAGAUGGUGGCUGAGGCUAAAAAACGAGAAAUUAAGGAAGCACAUAAAAGAAAAAGAAUCAUGAAAGAACGAUUUAAGCAGGAAGAAAAUAUUGCAAGUGCAAUGGUAAUUUGGAUCAAUGAAAUACUGCCCAAUUGGGAAGUAAUGCGUAGUACAAGAAGAGUUCGAGAAUUGUGGUGGCAGGGAUUGCCCCCUAGUGUCCGUGGGAAAGUUUGGAGUCUAGCUGUAGGAAAUGAACUAAAUAUCACUCCUGAACUUUAUGAAAUCUUCCUCUCAAGAGCAAAAGAACGGUGGAAAAGUUUCAGUGAAACAAGUUCAGAGAAUGAUACAGAAGGUGUAUCUGUUGCUGAUCGAGAGGCCAGUCUGGAAUUAAUUAAGUUGGACAUAUCCCGUACAUUUCCAUCUCUCUACAUCUUUCAGAAGGGUGGUCCAUAUCAUGAUGUCUUACAUAGUAUUUUAGGGGCAUACACAUGCUACAGACCUGAUGUUGGUUAUGUGAAAGAAGCGUUACUCGAACACAAGCUCUACAAUACCACAACAGUUGAUCUUAUAACCGAGAUGGCUGCUAGGCAGGUCCAAGGGAUGUCCUUCAUUGCAGCAGUACUCAUUCUCAAUUUGGAAGAGGCAGAUGCCUUUAUCGCAUUUGCCAAUCUCCUGAAUAAGCCAUGCCAGUUGGCCUUUUUUCGUGUGGAUCACAGCAUGAUGUUGAAAUAUUUUGCAACAUUUGAAGUAUUCUUUGAAGAAAAUCUCUCCAAAUUAUUUCUUCACUUCAAAUCUUACAGUCUUACACCAGAUAUAUACUUGAUAGACUGGAUCUUCACACUAUAUAGCAAAUCACUACCACUUGAUCUGGCCUGUCGAGUCUGGGAUGUAUUUUGCAGAGAUGGGGAAGAAUUUUUAUUUAGGACUGGAUUAGGAAUCCUCCGAUUAUAUGAAGAUAUUCUCCUGCAGAUGGACUUUAUUCAUAUAGCACAGUUUCUAACUAAAUUGCCAGAAGAUAUCACAUCGGAAAAGCUGUUCAGUUGUAUUGCAGCCAUUCAGAUGCAGAAUAGCACCAAAAAAUGGGCUCAGGUCUUUGCAUCUGUAAUGAAGGAUAUUAAAGAAGGAGACAAGAACAGUAGUCCUGCUUUGAAAAGCUAGUCUUCAAAAUUGACAGACUAACUGACAUAGAAAAAGUGGUUUUUGGAUAAAGGUUUUUUGUUUCCUAUGUAAAAGGUGUGGAAGAAAAUGUUGGAGAUACCUAAAAGAAUCAAGAGGUGGAAAACUGCUGAUUUUACAUUUUAUGACUGAAGUAAAUGAAAUAAGUAACUUACUGACAGUAUUAAUAAACUAUUAUUUUGUAGGUAGAGUCAUUUUUCAAAGGAAAAAGUUUAAAUGGUGAGUUUAUACUCCACAAUUUGGAGUAAACAAAAUGCAAUAAAUUUUUAAAAUAGCUUUGAAGAUACUUCAAAUUUUUACAUCUUUUCUUUUGUAACAGUUACCACAGAGAUACUCUGGAGGCUAGAGUAGGAUUGUUAAAUACUACUGUUAACCUCCGAAGUACUAUAGUACAGACAUUGUUUCCAGUUCUGACCUUUUGAAGAUAUUAUAGACCAGUAAUGAACAAAUUUGGUUGUAAAUUAUUUAAGUCACUGAAGAUGUCAUUUAUUUUCAUUCACAAGUUGGGGCAAAUUCGAGUUACCUAGGAACUGGAAAUGUUGGUGGGAGAUUGUUUAUUGUUUGUUUAGAUGUUUUUCCAUAGUAUUGUGUCCAUUCGUUUUUUAAGGGAAAUUUUUUGUCUUCCUUAAGGAAUUCCUAUCACUCAGAGAAUUUUAGCCAUUCUGGUUCUAGUCUAACAAAUUAUUCAUCUAAUAAUUUGACAUUAAGAAAGCUAUAAAUAACUGGUAGAAGGAAAGUUCUUUGCACUUUAGUGGAUUGAAGACUUGACUUUGAGAGUAAGUCCAAAAACAUAUAUGAUGUUUCUCAGUGAUAAGAGUAAAAAGUAAUGAAUCCUGAGAGUUCUUAAACAGCAUGCUACUUGGCAAGACUUCAUAUUUUUUAGUUACAAUUCUUCCACUGUUUAACUCCAGUUUGAAAUUUGAAAUCUAAUAUGUAGCUAAAUCUGUGACUUGUAAAACUCUAUGCAUAAUUUUUCCUAAUCAGUGGAAAUAAGAAUAAAAGAAAAAGGUAAAGUUAAUUUUUUUUCUAAGUCUACAUCCUAUCUCUUGAUUCAGUUGCCUGAAGAAGCUGUGUAAGGAGAUUAGUCUUGUUAUUGAUUCCUUUGUGUGUCAGUGCCAUCUUAAUCUCUUCACAUGGUACACUAAAUGCUGCCUAUAACCCAUCCUCGUCUUCUUUACUCAUCAUUGCUUUCUUCAAGGAAGGUCUUGAUACUGCCUCGUCUACCUCACUAUCUGCUAGUCUAGAUAGUGACUCUUUGGAAGAUUGGUAGCCUCUGAAUGAGUUAUCCAACUUCUGCUUCCUCACACUGGCCACUUUGCAUAGGUUCGGGAACUUAGCAGGUUUUAAAUCAUCAUGCCCAUGGAGGUGAAAUACUUUGAGGAAUGGGAACAUCUCUUCACUGUGUUUUUGGAUCAGCCUUCUCUCAACCGCCAAGAAAUGCAUGAUUUCCCUGCCAACUCUAGGAAGUAGUGCUGCAUGAUUGAAUCAUUCUUUGAUGAAUUCUUUCAUUGUAACAUAGGGAGUCAUUUCCAAAAAGGUAGAUAUGAGCUUAAAUUAAAUUGACUUAUGAAUGCUUUGCCUGUGGGCCCAACAGUGUCAUGACCCUCCAAUUGAAACAUAGCAUGAAUUAUUUUUAUGUCGAGUUCUUGAACUGCUAAUCAGUUGUGUGUUUCCUUGAAGUCCAGAGCAGGAUCCAGGUCAGAUGAAGGAGGUGGUAUGCCUGGCUUAACUGCUGAAAAUAGAGCAUUGAAACUCUUCACAAUGUGCUGCAUUGGGUUUCUGCUUGGCUUUCUCACUGAAUAGUAAAUUGGGGAAAAUGCUGCUUUUACUGUUUUGCAUUUUAUAGCAACAUUAACAGUCUUUUCCCAGUCAGGUGCUGUCCAGGGAACAUGUUUCCCUUGGGAGGUCUCAAAAGAGUGAUCUGGCUUGAUGUAUUUCCUGAGCUCUAGUACCAUAUCAUAGAAUUAGUUAAAUGUAGCCAACAGCAAUGUCAGAACAAUUGACAUUGUCUUUCCAAGAGUGAAUGCAUUGGCUUUCGGAACUGCUACUAGAGACAUACAUGAGGGAGCGAACGCAUCUUUAGGUGGCGGCAAGGCUAUAUCUGAUUGACAGAGAUCUCUGAUCUCUAAUGACAUAUUGCUAUGGUCCUAUUAUGUUUAAAUUUGAACCUAAACUAAAUCACUUGAGUGUUAUGAGUGAUGGCUAUAUAACAUGCUGUUUGGUUAGAUUUACAGUGUGUUUUUAUGUUGCAGUUUAGUUUGAAACAACACUUAAGCACGCUAUUUCUGUUAGUGUAUAUAGUUUUCAAACUAACAAGCCUGCGAUCCUUGUUAGUGUAGUGACUGCCUCUUUAGGAGUAUGGGGCCCUAGGGUGCCCAUAUAUUUUUACCCCAUGGGUCAUUCUAGUCUAAGGACUACUAGUAGAACCCUCAAAAGGUAAUUGCUAUUAUAGGGACUUACUUAUUGGAGACUGGAAAUAUAAUAAAAUAUUGAAGGAGUGGCCAUGGUCUUAGCAGGUUUUAGAAUGACCUUUUAACUCCAGUAACUACUUCCUUGGUAUUGGUAUCCUUGAUAGAGGGAAUAUAACCUCUGGCAGUAAUCUCAUUCAGGUUAUACUACCUGACUAAAUUUAAUCAUACUUUCAUGUAUUUGUUUCCUCAGUUGGACCUAAGUUACUGUAUUUGUUUUUCUUAUUUUUUUAUUAUUGUACAGUUUCUUUACCUUUCAAGUAUAAAUGUGUAUAUAAAAUGUAAAUACAAAGAAUUCACUAAAAACCACUCAUAACAAUUACUGUGUAAAUAAAACUGGUAAGCAGAGUAA
Molecule: messenger RNA, 5460 nt
Organism: Gorilla gorilla gorilla (western lowland gorilla)
Lineage: Eukaryota; Metazoa; Chordata; Mammalia; Primates; Hominidae
Gene: TBC1D12
Product: TBC1 domain family member 12
Exons: 14
Coding region: 4-2622 (872 amino acids)
Biological process (GO): regulation of GTPase activity
Molecular function (GO): GTPase activator activity; small GTPase binding
Source: RefSeq, a predicted model, not a curated record